This is a messenger RNA of Effrenium voratum, 1960 nucleotides long. The record is from the annotation of a GenBank genome assembly. Lineage: Eukaryota; Dinophyceae; Suessiales; Symbiodiniaceae.
GCUCGAAGCUUCGAGAUUCCGGACUGCGCUCCAAAGUUCGUUUUGGGGGGGAAAGGCCCUCGACUCCCAGGCAGAUGUCUGACGUGGUAGACCUCCUGGAGGACUCCCCUGCGCCGUCUCCGCCGGAAGCGCCACUUCCGCCCACAGAGGCGCAGCUGCAGCAGGUGAUCAAGUCUCUGCUCCUCGGCAAAGACCUGAGCACCAUCUCGCUGAAGGCGCUGCGCCUGGACGUGGAGAAGAGCCUGCAGCUGCCCGCCGGGGGCCUGGACGCGCGGAAGCAGGAGAUCCGGCAGCUGGCGCAGGACCUGGUCCUGGAGGCGCAAAAUGCGCCGCAGCAGGAGCCGGCGGAGCCCGCGGCCAAGAAGCGAAGGACCUUGGCCCAGGCGCCGGAUGCUGCCCCGGCAUCCCCGGUGAAGACCAAGGCGCCCAAGCGCAAGAAUGCCCCCAGCGCCUAUUCCUUGUGGGCCCUCGAGCACCGGGCGACGGUGGUCGAGGACUUAGAGAAGGAGCUGCAGCGCAAGCCCACCUUCGGGGAGAUCAGCAAGGCCGUGCCGGAGCGCUGGAAGGCCGUGGACGAGGCUGAGAAGGCCCUCUAUGAGCAGAAGGCCAAAGUGGCCAAGGACGAGCCCCGGGAGGAGAAGCCGAAGCCCAAGGCCCCGAAGCCCAAGGCGGAAGGCAAAAAGGGCAAAGGCAAGGGCAAGGGCAAGAAGGACGAGGACGCACCCAGCCGCUCGGACUUCUUCCGGGCCAGCCCUGUGAUCCAUUGCGCCUUGAAAGUGCCUGGCGAGGCACAGGUGGAGCUGCCCGCAAUGGACUUGGUUGCCAGGAUGUUCAAGUCCCAGGGCGUGGGCUGGUUCUCCUCCGUGAAGUUCCAGUUGCCCGUUGGCUCCCGCGAGGUCACGGUGCAGGCGCAGAUGGUGAUGAACGUAGCGGGGUCCAAGCACUGGGAGGAUGGCGAAGGCCUGGAGGAGGCUCUCAAGCGAUUGGAGGCUCAGGCGGGUGCGUGUGAGCCGACGGCUCCAACUCCCACGGAGGACUCAGCCCGGCCAGCAGCUGAGAAUGGUGCUGCAGGCAAUCACGACGCUGAACAUGAUGUCGCUCCAGAUGGCGCAGCUGGCAAUGAUGAAGCUGCCGAUGGUGCUGCUGCGGAAGCAGCCAGCAGCGUGCCGGAGGAUGGCAUGGCUCCGGAUGCUGGCCAUGGCAGCACAGAGGAUGCCUCAGCGGAUGCAGGCAACGGCACCGAGGCUUCUGCUGACGUUGGCCAAGCUGACGUUGCUGGCACUGAAAGCGCAGCGGAUGAUCGUGGCGCUGCAGCUGAAGAUGACAUGUCCGCGGACAAGAAUGGAAAUGCAGUGGAGGAUGCUGCCUGUGCAGCUGACGCAGCUGUUGACGAAGAUGCGGCUGCGGAGGACGCUGCCGGUGCGGCUGACACAGCUGUUGAUGACGAUGCAGCUGCGGAGGACGCUGCCUGUGCGGCUGGCGCAGCUGUUGACGACAAUGCAGCUGCGGAGGACGCUGCCUGUGCGGCUGACGCAGCUGUUGACGACAAUGCAGCUGCUGAGGACGCUGCCUGUGCGAUUGACGCAGUCGUUGGCGACAAUGCAGCAGCUGUUGACGAUGCAGCGGCUGAAGAGACUGCGGCUGAGGACAGCGCAGAGAAAGGUGGAGAUCCAGUAGAGGUGGCUGCGGGAACAAGUCCGGAUGUGGAUAUGCUGCCAGCAUCGGAGGAGACUGCAGGCGGUGAGAAUGCCGGAGCGGCAGAGUGAGGAUCUAUGCUCAAGCUGGGGCCCGGACCUUCGGUUCGCUCGCGGGGUGCGAGCGGAAUCUUUGGAUUCGCACGCUGGUCCCUUGGAGAGGCACGGCUUGGCCGAGCCUUUGUGCUGAGCAUCUCCUUCAGCUUGGCCGUGUGCAUGGGGGAAUGCACCCGCGACACGUUGGGGUUGUCCGUUGAAUGUCCGGC